GCCCCCUGACUACUGCUGCUGCCUUCCUGCACCCUCCUGCAGCCUUCCUGUCCCUGCUGCCUUCCUGCCCCCUGCUGUUGCUGCCUUCCUGCCCCUCUUGCCCCCAUACCCCUGCCCUGGUGCUGUUUUCCUUGUCCCCUAUUGAGCUGCCAGGGCAGAGGGAUGUCAGGACACCCCAAGCACCCACAGGCAAAAGGCAAGAGUCUCAUCAUUGAGGAUGAUUGUAAGGGUAAUACGGAUGAAGCCAACCCCUUCUCCUUCAAGCAGUUUGUAAAAAGCAAGAGUGGCUCAGGGCUGAACUCCACGGAAUGCGAUGGCCGAUAUACUAAGAUAUAUCACUCGCAAGACACCAGAAAAAAUGUCACGGUGAUUCCUACAUCUCGUGACGGUCUGAGUGUGGAAUACGAGGAGACAUUUUUUAAAAACCCCACAUUGUAUGAAAAUCUAGGAGAAGAGAAUGAUGAUGAUGACGAGGAGGAGGAAGAAUGGAGUGGUAGUUACCAUCCCCUGGCUAUUGAACGUACUCAUAAUGCCAAGACUAACUCUUCACCCCAUUGUGCAUAUGACGAGUCUUAUGACUAUAGCGCCAGUGACCUCUCGGGCGGAGAACCGUUUAAAAACUGGGAUUUUCCUGGAUCUUCUUCAACUGGAUACCACACCAAGGCAGAGCCUAACAAUUCGGCUGAUGACCUACGCUUGCACACUUUGCAAAUAAAGUAUGAGGAGGUACAAGAAGAAAAUUGUCUCCUCAAAAAACAACUCUGUGACCUUCGGGAAAUCAACAAAACUCAGGUGGACCAACUGCAGCAUAUGGAAAGAAGGUUAGAAGAACGGAUGUUGGAAGAGCAGAAAGAAGCUCAAGAUUUGGAGUCCAUGGUCCAACAGGUGGAACAGAACCUUCAGAUGAUGACUAAAAGGGCAGCAAAGGCCGAGGGUAAUGUGACCCGAUUAAAGCAGGAAGUGACCCUUUUACAGGUUCAGCUGGGCACCUACAAGGCUGACAAUGAGGCACUGCGCAGAGGAGAAACGGCUGGGAUGAACGCUGUGAAACAGAACGCAAGUCUGGCCUUGGAGAACCUUCACAGAGCCGUCAGCGGAGCUCAGUCUUCCAUAAAGCAGUUGAUGUCGGGAGCUGAAUCUCUGAAUCUUGUAGCUGAACUACUUCGCUCCAUAGACAAGAUUGCAGAAGUUCAUGAGGAUGAUGUGCCGUGAUGUCUCUCUGUUAUCAGACUUUGCAAGUUGUAAAACCUCUUGUUCACGUGUCACUAG
Molecule: messenger RNA, 1269 nt
Organism: Pelobates fuscus (common spadefoot toad)
Lineage: Eukaryota; Metazoa; Chordata; Amphibia; Anura; Pelobatidae
Gene: ENTR1
Product: endosome associated trafficking regulator 1
Exons: 8
Coding region: 163-1212 (349 amino acids)
Biological process (GO): regulation of cytokinesis; positive regulation of cilium assembly; positive regulation of protein localization to cilium
Cellular component (GO): ciliary basal body; centrosome; recycling endosome
Source: RefSeq, a predicted model, not a curated record